Pararge aegeria (speckled wood butterfly) is the source of this 756-nucleotide messenger RNA. RefSeq lists its product as uncharacterized. The record is from RefSeq and is a predicted model, not a curated record. The transcript is spliced from 2 exons. Lineage: Eukaryota; Metazoa; Arthropoda; Insecta; Lepidoptera; Nymphalidae. The coding region runs from base 156 to 734 and encodes 192 amino acids.
CCGAAGCGUUAAUUGUUUCAUUUUUACUCACAUCGGUAAGAAAAUUCAUUUCGGUGGCUAAUUUAAUGAGAUUACUUAAUAGAAAUAAAAAUCAAAGCGUUAAACUAUGUUCGUCAAGUUUUUCAGCAUGCAUUGGGUCAGCGUGGUGAACCUAAAUGUCAACACUAUGUAUAGCUAGAACCAGAGGCAGAACAAAAAGGAGCAACGCGGAAAACUUUAAGGUGUUGUUAAAUAUUUACAAAAUAAAUCCUUUAAAACAUUCCAAUGUAUUCAAAACGUUCUCUAAUCGGAUACUUUUACCGGCACCGGAUGAGCAUCGCACCGCCUUGAAUUUCAAUAUAAAUGAAAGUAGCGAGAAAGAAAACAGUACGAAUACCAAAGUGGAAAACGGACAGGUCAUUAAUUAUGCAACACACAAAUCAAUUGAUCGACCCUUAUACAUAGAGGAAGAAACACCGGAAAAAUUGGAACCUGAAUACUUUCUUAACAAAUUAGUUUCAAUUAACAGUACUGAUUUUAAUUAUAAAGAAAACGAUGACAGAUAUAUUUUCAAUGACAAUUUAGUUCAAAAUAGUACUUCGCAGUCUAAAUCAUUACAAAAUGAUAUUAUUCAACCAGAAAAACAGACAAAAGGGAUCGCUAUUGAAAAAUUCUCUACAAUAAAAGAUAAAAAAGUUAUGAAUAGUGAUGAUAAUAAAGAACCCAACGAUGUUGCUGAAACUGUAGUAAUAUAACGUAUUUAUGAAAAAAAGUAAA